Messenger RNA from Asparagus officinalis (garden asparagus), 2282 nucleotides. Its product is annotated as transketolase, chloroplastic. Gene Ontology annotation, molecular function: transketolase activity. The record is from RefSeq and is a predicted model, not a curated record. The coding region runs from base 71 to 1972 and encodes 633 amino acids. Lineage: Eukaryota; Viridiplantae; Streptophyta; Magnoliopsida; Asparagales; Asparagaceae. Gene Ontology annotation, cellular component: cytosol. The transcript has 7 exons. Gene Ontology annotation, biological process: pentose-phosphate shunt.
UCAACGCGCAUCCGGUUCGCUGGGCGGUGACGCGGUGGAGAAGGCGAACUCGGGCCACCCGGGCCUGCCGAUGGGCUGCGCGCCGAUUGGCCACGUAUUGUUCGACGAGAUCAUGAGGUACAACCCUAAGAACCCUUACUGGUUCAAUCGCGAUCGGUUCGUGCUCUCAGCUGGCCAUGGAUGCAUGCUUCAUUAUGCUCUGCUUCAUCUUGCUGGAUACGACAGCGUCAAGGAGGAGGAUUUGAAGGCUUUCAGGCAGUGGGGAAGCAGGACUCCUGGUCACCCUGAGAACUUUGAAACACCAGGGAUUGAAGUCACUACUGGUCCUCUGGGGCAGGGUGUUGCAAAUGCUGUAGGGCUGGCACUUGCAGAGAAACAUUUGGCUGCCCGAUUCAACAAGCCAGACAACGAGGUCAUCGACCAUUAUACGUAUUGUAUACUUGGGGAUGGUUGUCAAAUGGAGGGAGUUUCAAAUGAAGCUUGUUCUCUUGCUGGACACUGGGGCCUAGGUAAAUUGAUUGCUUUCUAUGAUGACAACCACAUCUCUAUUGAUGGAGAUACAGAAAUUGCAUUCACUGAGGAUGUGACUGCACGAUUCGAGGCUCUCGGGUGGCAUACUAUUUGGGUCAAGAAUGGAAACACUGGCUAUGAUGAGAUCCGUGCUGCAAUCAAAGAGGCAAAGGCUGUCACGGACAAGCCAACACUGAUCAAGGUAACAACCACCAUUGGUUAUGGAUCACCAAACAAGGCGAACUCUUACAGCGUGCAUGGAAGUGCUUUGGGUGCUAAGGAAGUUGAUGCAACCAGACUGAACCUUGGAUGGGAUCAUGAGGCAUUCCAUGUGCCUGAAGAAGUGAAGAGACAUUGGAGCCGCCAUGUACCUGAGGGUGCUGACGUUGAAACGGAAUGGAAUGCCAAAUUUGCUGAGUAUGAGAAGAAGUACAAGGAGGAGGCUGCAGAGCUGAAAAAAAUCAUCACCGGAGAAUUGCCUGCAGGAUGGGAGAAGGCUCUUCCGACCUACACACCUGAAAGCCCAGCUGAUGCUACCAGGAAUCUAUCACAACAAUGCCUGAAUGCACUUGCUACAGUUCUCCCUGGAUUUAUUGGAGGCAGUGCUGACCUGGCAUCAUCCAACAUGACACUACUCAAGAUGUUCGGAAACUUCCAGAAGGAAACACCUGAAGAGAGGAACCUCCGAUUUGGUGUCAGAGAACACGGAAUGGGUGCCAUUUGCAAUGGCAUUGCCCUCCAUAGCCCUGGUCUUAUCCCCUACUGUGCUACUUUCUUCGUCUUCACUGAUUACAUGAGGGCUGCUAUGAGGAUCUCCGCCUUGAGUGAGGCAGGAGUUAUUUAUGUGAUGACCCAUGAUUCAAUUGGGCUAGGAGAAGAUGGGCCCACCCACCAGCCCAUCGAGCACCUGGUCAGCUUCCGAGCAAUGCCCAACAUUUUGAUGCUCAGGCCAGCUGAUGGUACUGAAACAGCAGGAGCUUACAAGGUUGCGGUUCUCAACAGGAAGAGGCCAUCUGUUCUUGCUCUCUCAAGGCAAAAGCUUCCUCAGCUUCCAGGAACUUCAAUUGAAGGAGUAGAAAAGGGAGGAUAUAUCAUUUCAGAUAACUCUUCAGGAAACAAGCCUGAUCUCAUUCUAAUGUCCACGGGUUCUGAGCUAGAGAUUGCUGCCAAGGCUGCGGAUGAACUGAGGAAAGAGGGGAAGGAAGUUCGGGUCAUUUCAUUCGUGUCUUGGGAGUUAUUCGAGGAGCAGUCGGAAGAGUAUAAAGAGAGUGUGCUCCCUAGCGGUGUUGAGGCUAGGGUUUCUAUUGAAGCGGGGUCAACAUUGGGUUGGGAGAAGUAUGUAGGGAAGAAGGGAAAAGCUAUCGGAAUUGAUAGGUUUGGUUCAAGUGCUCCUGCUGGAAAGAUUUACAAGGAAUUCGGUUUGACAGUGGAGAACGUUGUUGCGUCUGCAAAGGCUUUGUAAGUUUUUGAGUUAAGAGAAGAGCUAUCCCAGGUCUGGUGCAGUUCAAGUAGGCAGCGAUUUGCAUUAGAACAUUUGAGUUUUAGAAGUGGAGGAGAUUGAAUUUCUAACUUCUGGACUAUAAUAAAGCAAUUCCAAUCGUACUCCAGUUUCCUUACUUUUUUUAUGGGUGAGUUUACUGUCACGAUUGGAUGUAAACUGUUCUGAGAACUCUGGUAAUAAAGUCAUAAGAACUAUUAGGGUGGCUUUGCAUACCCAACUAUUGUUCGUUUGAAAUUCUAUCUAUUUCUAGCGGUUUCUGUGUUGUAAUAGA